GCGUCCGCAUCCAACGUGACACGAGUUUGCCUGGUGCAUUACCCUACCUACAUACCUGCCCCUUUGAAACGCAGCGAAGACUCUUUCUGACGAAACAUCCACGAACGAAACACGGCCGGUUCUACAACGCAAACCGCCCACAGAAACACACUACCUCCGACACACCUCGUUAUUUGGUGGGGUUAAGCUCGACCGUCCCACCGUCCGCGCUUCUCUCCACGUCAUAGUAGACGACGUUCUCGAAGAGCAUCGUCAAGCUGGGGAAGCGCAAGCUCUCCAACGGGGAGACACCUGAUCCCAACAAGAAAGCCAUGGCCGACAAAAAGCUUCCGGAGGUUGACCUGGUGACCCGAAUGCAGGUCGAUGAUUCUGUCGUUGGCCUUACCGAGAUCGAUGAGUCCCUCUACAGUCGCCAGCUCUAUGUUCUGGGCCACGAGGCCAUGAAGCGCAUGGGCGCUUCCAACAUCCUCAUCAUUGGUCUUAAGGGUCUGGGUGUUGAGAUCGCAAAGAAUAUUGCACUCGCCGGCGUCAAGAGUCUGACUCUUUACGAUCCCGGUUUGGUCGCCCUCGCCGACUUGUCUUCACAGUUCUUCCUUCGUCCCGAGGAUGUUGGCAAGCCGAGGGACGAGAUCACGGCCCCGCGUGUCGCCGAGCUGAACGCAUACACGCCUGUCAAAGUUCACCAGUCAUCAAACUUGGGCGAGAACCUUUCGCAGUUCGACAAGUACCAGGUCGUCGUCCUGACCAGCCUGCCAUUGAAGCUUCAGACACUCAUUGGCGACUACUGCCACUCGAAGGGCAUCUACGUCGUCGCCGCCGAUACUUUUGGCCUGUUCGGCUCGAUCUUUUGUGAUUUCGGCGAUAACUUCACCGUUAUCGACCCGACCGGCGAGACUCCCUUGAGCGGUAUUGUUGCUGGCAUUGACGAGGAGGGUGUCGUGUCGGCACUUGACGAGACUCGUCAUGGUCUUGAGGACGGCGACUUUGUCACAUUUUCCGAAGUCGAGGGCAUGGAGGGUCUGAACGGCGGCGAGCCUCGUAAGAUCACCGUCAAGGGCCCCUACACUUUCUCGAUUGGCGACGUUUCGGGCCUUGGCCAGUACAAGCGUGGAGGCCUGUACCAGCAGGUUAAGAUGCCCAAGACGAUCAAUUUCAAGAGCAUCACCGCCGCUAUCAAGGAGCCAGAAUUUGUCGUGUCAGACUUUGCCAAGUUUGAUCGCCCGCAGCAGCUGCACCUUGGUUUCCAGGCUCUACACGCCUUUGUCGAGAGUCAGGGCCGUUUCCCCAACCCCUUGGACGAUGCCGAUGCCACCGUUAUCCUCCGCUCGGCAGAGGCGUUCGCCAAGGCAGAGGGCGUAGAGGUCGAAUUCGACGAGAAGCUUCUCAAGGAGCUGAGUUACCAGGCGCUUGGUGACCUGAACCCGAUGGCUGCCUUGUUCGGUGGCAUCGCGGCCCAGGAGAUCCUCAAGGCCGUCUCUGGCAAGUUUCAGCCCAUUCAACAGUGGAUGUACUUUGACUCGCUCGAGUCCCUCCCGACCAGUACACCUCGUACUGCCGAACUGUGCAAGCCCCUGGGCAGCAGAUACGAUGGCCAAAUUGUGGUUUUUGGCCGCGACUACCAGGAGAAGAUCGGCAAUCUCCGUCAAUUCCUUGUCGGUGCCGGUGCUAUCGGCUGUGAGAUGCUCAAGAACUGGGCCAUGAUCGGUCUUGGCACCGGCCCCAAGGGCAAGAUAACUGUCACCGACAUGGACUCGAUCGAGAAGAGUAACCUCAACCGUCAGUUCUUGUUCCGACCAAAGGACGUCGGUAAGAUGAAGAGCGACUGCGCUGCCGAGGCCGUGCAAGCGAUGAACCCCGACCUCAACGGUCAUAUCGUUUGCCUCAAGGACCGUGUCAGCCCUGAGACGGAGGAGACGUUUAAUGAAGAAUUCUGGAACGACCUGGACGGUGUUACCAAUGCACUGGACAAUGUCGAGGCUCGUACGUAUGUCGACCGCCGCUGCGUGUUUUUCCGCAAGCCCCUUCUCGAGAGCGGCACGCUCGGAACCAAAGGCAACACUCAAGUUGUCCUUCCCCACCUCACCGAAUCGUACUCGUCUUCGCAGGACCCGCCUGAAAAGGAGUUUCCGAUGUGCACGGUGAAGAGCUUCCCGAACAAGAUCGAGCACACUAUCGCGUGGUCCAAGGACCACAUGUUCGAGAACCUCUUCAUCACGUCUCCCUCGACAGUCAACCUGUACUUGACACAGCCCAACUACGUCGAGAGCACGUUGAAGCAGGGCGGCAGCGCCAAGCUGACGUUGGAGACGCUCCGCGACUACCUCACCACGGACCGCCCGCGUACGUUCGAGGACUGCAUCGCGUGGGCGCGGAUCUUGUUUGAGAAGGAGUUCAACAAUAAGAUCCAGCAGCUGCUGUACAACUUCCCCAAGGAUUCGGUAACGAGCAGCGGCACACCCUUUUGGUCAGGUCCCAAACGUGCCCCUGAGCCCCUUAAGUUCAACCCCAACGACUCUACCCACUUUGCCUUCAUCGUGUCGGCCGCGAACCUGCACGCCUUCAACUACAACAUCAAGUCUCCCGGCACCUCCAAGGACAUUUAUCUGCGUGAGCUCGAGAACGUCAUUGUGCCCGAAUUCUCGCCCGCGGAGGGCGUCAAGAUCCAGGCGAACGAAAACGAUCCUGACCCCAACGCUGAGGCAGGCCAGACCAGCUCGUUCGACGACAACGACGAGCUGCAGAACAUCAUUUCGAGCCUGCCUUCGCCCAACGAGCUUGCUGGCUUCCAGCUGCAGCCCGUGGACUUUGAAAAGGACGACGACUCAAACCACCACAUCGACUUCAUCACGGCCUGUAGCAACUUGCGCGCCGCCAACUACAAGAUUGAGCAGGCUGAUCGCCACAAGACCAAGUUCAUCGCCGGAAAGAUCAUCCCAGCCAUUGCGACGACGACGGCGCUCGUAACGGGACUGGUGAUCUUGGAGUUGUACAAGGUUAUUGAUGGCAAGCAAGAUCUGGAACAGUACAAGAACGGCUUCAUCAACCUCGCGCUGCCCUUCUUUGGCUUCAGCGAGCCGAUUGCUAGCCCUAAGGUGGAAUUCAAGGGCCCCAACGGCAUCGUCAAGUUGGACAAGAUCUGGGACCGUUUCGAGGUGGCCGACAUCACGCUUAAGGAGCUUCUGGAGCACUUUGAGAAGCAGGGUCUCACCAUUUCGAUGCUCAGCUCUGGUGUUAGCUUGCUGUACGCCAGCUUCUUCCCGCCGGCCAAGCUCAAGGACCGCCAGAACCUCAAGCUGAGCCAGCUCGUAGAGACGGUUUCCAAGAAGCCGGUCCCAGCCCACCAGAAGGAGGUCAUUUUUGAGAUGGUUGCCGAGGAUGUCGACGGCGAAGAUGUUGAGGUCCCGUACAUCAAGAUGAAGAUGGCGUAACGGUUGUAAGAGGUUGCAGGUAUCUGCUAGUCAGGCAAGGCCAAGAAGCUCUGGGAAGUUUAGAAUGGACAGAAACAGUGGUCGAGCCAAUAGGCGACAGGAAUAUGGAAUAGAACAUGAGUUGCAACACU
Colletotrichum destructivum is the source of this 3559-nucleotide messenger RNA. Its product is annotated as Putative THIF-type NAD/FAD binding, ubiquitin-activating enzyme E1, ThiF/MoeB/HesA family. The transcript has 4 exons. Gene Ontology annotation, biological process: ubiquitin-dependent protein catabolic process; protein ubiquitination; DNA damage response. Bases 312 to 3428 code for a protein of 1038 amino acids. Gene Ontology annotation, molecular function: ubiquitin activating enzyme activity. NCBI's taxonomy places the organism in Eukaryota, Fungi, Ascomycota, Sordariomycetes, Glomerellales, Glomerellaceae. The record is from RefSeq and is a predicted model, not a curated record. Gene Ontology annotation, cellular component: nucleus; cytoplasm.